Molecule: messenger RNA, 6317 nt
Organism: Belonocnema kinseyi
Lineage: Eukaryota; Metazoa; Arthropoda; Insecta; Hymenoptera; Cynipidae
Gene: Hel89B
Product: TATA-binding protein-associated factor 172
Exons: 15
Coding region: 192-5891 (1899 amino acids)
Molecular function (GO): ATP-dependent chromatin remodeler activity; ATP hydrolysis activity; TBP-class protein binding
Source: RefSeq, a predicted model, not a curated record
UCUCCGAAAAAUUCGAUAAAUGUACCGCCUUGCUGUCGCGUUCAGGAAAAAAUACGGCGUGAUGUGACUUUCGGUGCACUAAAGCAAUGGGAAACAGCAAUGAGGGUUAGCUGAGGGACUGUUUUCACGUGGGAAUAGUAAUUAAAAACAGCAGAGAUUCAAAGGCAGUAAUACCAGUGUUCCUGAUAAUCAUGACAUCAAGACUAGAUAGGCUAUUUAUUUUAUUGGAGACUGGAACGAAUGCUGUGACAAAACGUGCAGCAGCUCAACAAUUAGGAGAAGCUCAACGGUUGCAUCCUCACGAACUGCAUCAUUUAUUAGCUAGAGUAUGCACGUUAUUAAAAUCAUCACAAUGGGACACAAGAGUUUCGGCAGCACACGCUGUUCAAGCGAUUUUAUCCCAAGUUCCACCUUGGGACCCGGAACCCAUCAAAGAAGUAUCAAAUUCAGAAGAAACGAAACCAAAUCAACGCAGGUUGAGCAACGCAAAUCGAAAACUAAGUCUACACGAUUUCAAUAUGGGUCGAGUACUGGCAAAAAGUUCUCACCUUACAGGAUCAGAAGGAAGCGAAUACGACAUAAACAACGAAGAGCAAUCCUUGGCGAAUCAAGAAGAAAAGAUUGCUGCCAAAUUGGGUUUUCAUCCGCGACUCAUGGGCGUUGAUGCAGCCGAUUUAUUCAGUGCAGAAGACUUGGCUCCUGUUCCCUCAACUGUGUUGAAAAACGCAUCUGGUAAAGUUUCUGUUGAAGAAACAUUGGGCCAGGGCGAGGGUCUUAGCAGGCGUGAAAUGAACAGGGCGAAACGUAAGGCCCGGCAAUCGAUUUCGAAACAACGUUCCAGAGAUCCAGACGAAGCCUCUUCGGAUCAUUCUAGUUCAUCCAAUAAUCAAUCACAAGCGAACAGUAGUGUAGAAUCUUCGGUGAAGAAAGUCAAAAUAGAGGAAGCAAUCUCGGAAAAUUGGUGGAGUUCCAGCGAAUCGGGACCCCCAGUACCGGACGGAACCGGAAGCUGGCCAGACACUGCCAUUGACUGGCCUCUAGAGUUCUUUGCGGAAAGUUUGUGUCAGGAUCUUUUUAGUCAAAAGUGGGAAGUACGACAUGGAGCGGCUACAGCGUUAAGAGAACUAGUUCGCCUUCAUGGAAAAGGAGCUGGAAAAUCUAGGGACCAGACGGCACAAGAAAUGGCGGAGAGCCAUCGGCAAUGGGUAGUGGAUGCAGCACUCCGUCUUCUCUGCGUUUUAGGAUUAGAUCGAUUCGGAGAUUUUGUGUCGGAUCAGGUGGUUGCACCAGUCCGAGAAACGUGUGCUCAAGCCUUGGGCUCUCUUAUGCUUUUGAUGUCGAAGGAGAAGGACAAACUUGAUUGCGAUAAGGAUUUAAUGGGAAUUCUAUCAGUUGUGUUGAAUCUUCUUGAACACGAUGAGUGGGAAGCGAGACAUGGAGCUUUGCUCGCCUUGAAGUACUUGCUCGCUGUGCGAGACGACCUUCUGGAUGAACUUCUCCCGAAGGCUUUUCCGGCUGCCAUGAAGGGACUCGCUGACCCUGUGGACGACGUGGGUGCAGCUGCUGCGAGUGCACUUAUUCCCGUGGCUUCAGCUUUACCUCGAUUACUUGAUGCGUCUCAACUCGAAGUAGUCGUCUUGAGACUUUGGCAACUUUUGAAGGAGCAGGACGAUCUAGCGGCUGCUUGUAACAGCUUCAUGGGACUUCUAGCUGCUAUUUUGUCACUGCCGGCUGCCCGUGCUUGUCUCACUCCUCAACCAUUGUCUGAGGUUUUACCCCGUCUCUGGCCAUUUCUCAGUCACUCGAGUUCGAGUGUCCGAAAAGCAACGCUACAAACCCUCCAAACUUUAACCGGAGACGACGGAGACAACGAGAAUAGCAGAAAAGAACGUUGGGGUGAAGGUGGUGGUCUUGUUUUGCAAGAAGCUCUUCGUCAUGUGUUUCAGCGAGUAUUAAUCGAACAUGUGCCUUCAAUCCAGGAGGUAGCGGAAUGUGUAUGGGAGAAUCUAGUCGUUCGAAGUGAUCUCGAAAUGUUGCUACACGCGGCAUGUCCUUUAGUCAGCACCUGGCUCUGCCUUGCCAUGCAACCGGAACACAUGCCGUUUAAUCUCAGUCUCCUAAUGAAUGUCAUUCUCACUCAAAAGAAUACAAAAAGCAGUCAGCCGACUGACAACAAUGAGGCGACUGUAGACCUUGCAAGUGGAGCGCCAAAUGCUAUUAAACCGACGUCGGAGCUCAAAGUUUACUUAGGAGGAAUUGAAACAGUCGCUCAAAAUACGCGACAUGCGAAUGUGGUUCGAGCUCGUUGCAUGGCAUCUAGAAUGCUUGGAUUGCUCUCUAGCUACGUGGUGAUGCCAGCACCAGGAGUUAUCUACACUCCGGACAUCCCUAGUCCGGCACUUUGCUACGCCAAGGUUCUCAUGGCUCAUCUAAAUUCGAGAUCCGCGCUGCAAAGGAUAGUUGCUGGUCUAACUAUGGCAUAUUGGGCUGCACUCGAUCCUUCAAAGCCACCUGAUGUGCCGGACAUACUCAGGGAUAAAUUGCUGGUCUGUUUGAACGAAUGUGUCUACUACGACGAAAUCGCAGGGGCAUUCACUCGAUUGUUACAUGAGAGUCGAGACUACUUAGCAACCUUGAAGCACUACAAAAUACCUGUACCUGUGGAGGUCAAUAGCUCCGGUGUGAUGACCCUAGAUCAAAUAGCUCUUCUUGUGUCAAGACCAAUUCCUGGAGUUGUGAUAAGCGGACCUUCUGAAAAUCACGGUAACGGAUCUGUUUCUGCGAUUGUAAAUAGUCCAGUUAUCGUCAAGCUCAAACCAAAGCUAGUCGAGAGUUUGGAGGAACGUCGGCGGGCGCUGGAGUCGGGUGCGCAAACGACCUCGGCCCAACAGCAGGCAUACAAUGUCACGUCCACAGCUGCUCUUGCGGGAGCUGCAACCAUGCUCAAGUGUCUUCCUGUGCCUCCCCAACCUCUGAACCCCCUCGUUAAACCGCUCAUGGAAUCUAUCAAACGCGAGGAGGACGAAGAGCUCCAGAAGUUGGCGGCGAAACAUUUGGCUCAUCUCGUCAACUUCUGCGUCGAAAGGAAACCUUCCCCUAAUGCUAAGAUAACAACCAAUUUGUGCACCUUUCUUUCUUCGGAUAUGGAAUUUACUCCUAGAGCAACAACUGGAACUUGUGAUCCUUUCGAUGGAAUUUUGACUUUAAUCAAUAGACAGAGACACGCUGAGAGAAUAGCGUACAAUCGAGGGUCAGGUGGAGGAACCAGUUGCAGCAGAGGACCGGGUCGACCACCAGCUACGGAAAUUCCUCUGGAGGAACUACUAGCCUGUGAGGAACCUGAGGCCAAAGCUUCUAGAACAAGGCGGCGAGGAGCUACGCUCGCUCUCACAGCCAUAGCAACUCUACUCGGUACUCAUCUGCCAUCUCGACUGCCUCAUCUUUGGGAUUUGAUGGUCCCGUCUAUUAUACGCUGUACGGAAAGGACGGGAAAAACCAUACAUCAAAAUGAUUUCGAAGAAGAAGUCAAUAAACUAGUAUUCAGCUUACAAGUGUUAGAAACAAUGGCUCCAAGUGUGGCUCAACCCCUUUUACCUCAAAUAUUAGAGUGCCUUCCCUAUUUAUGUCUCCUGUUGGCUCAUCCCUAUAAAUCAGUGAGGCAUAUGUCAGCCCGUUCUAUAGCAGUUCUCGCAUCCUUGGACGUCGAAACGACAAUGAAUUACGUAGUGAAAAGUGUAAUUCCUUCACUUGAAACGACGAGUGCGGAGGAAGGAAUCAAUAGGACGAGGCCAAACGACGUGGACAUUCGACGUCAAGGCGCUGCGGAAGCUUUGACUUGUCUCGUAGAGGAUUUAGGAGUAAGAAUAGUUCCAUACGCAGUCUUAUUUAUGGUACCUUUGCUUGGGAGGAUGAGUGAUCAAAAUCAAGCAGUGAGAUUGGCUUGCAGCUCCACCUUUGCCACGCUUGUUCAAUUAUUGCCCCUGGACCCUGGCUCGGUCGCCGAUCCACCUCAUCUCGUAGAGAAGAAAGCUCAGGAACGAAAGUUUUUGGAACAUCUCCUGAACCCACACAACAUUCCGGAUACGAAACUAACAGUUCCCGUUGCUGCAGAACUUCGGUCAUAUCAACAACAGGGAUUAAAUUGGCUCGACUUCCUUAAUCGAUACAGACUCCAUGGUGUUCUUUGUGACGACAUGGGUCUUGGUAAAACCCUGCAAACACUCUGUAUUCUUGCUUUGGAUCAUCACAGGAAUCGUCAAGCUCCGCCGAGUCUAGUUGUGUGUCCACCAACUCUUACAGGUCAUUGGGUAUACGAAGCAGAAAAGUUCUUCAAAGUUCGUGAUCUUUCUGUAAUCCAAUAUGCCGGAACACCUCCAGAACGAGAAAAAUUGCGACCGCGAGUUGCUCAAUACAAACUCGUAGUGGCGAGUUAUGACAUCGUGCGGAAAGACAUUGAAUUUUUCGAGGGAAUUCAGUGGAAUUACUGCGUUCUGGACGAAGGUCACAUUAUUAAAAACGGAAAGACCAAAAGUGCAAAGGCUGCGAAGAGACUUCAUGCUCAUCACAGACUCAUUCUUUCCGGAACUCCGGUGCAGAAUGACGUUCUUGAAUUGUGGUCGCUAUUCGAUUUCCUGAUGCCCGGAUUCCUCGGCAGUGAAAAACAAUUUGCGGCGAAAUAUUCUCGACCUAUCUUGGCAUGUCGGGAACCGAAAGCCGGGAAUAAGGAACAGGAAGCGGGAGCUCUAGCGAUGGAGGCUCUUCACCGACAAGUACUGCCUUUCCUGUUGAGAAGGAAUAAAGAAGACGUUCUGCAAGACCUUCCACCCAAAAUCACUCAGGAUUAUUAUUGUGAACUUUCACCUCUGCAACGAACUCUCUAUGAGGACUUCAGAUCGAGACAUUCUGCGACACUAGCUGUGAAUUCUUCAGGCUCAGCUGUAAAUAAUCCCCACGGCGGCCACGUGUUUGAAGCGCUGAGGUACCUGAGAAAUGUUUGCAAUCAUCCGAAACUGGUUCUCAGUCCUCGACAUCCUCAAUAUCAAACGAUUUGCGCUUCACUUAAACAGCAACAAAGCUCCUUAGCCGAAAUCGAGCAUGGGGCGAAAUUACUAGCCCUGAAGCAACUUUUGCUUGACUGCGGAAUUGGUCAGCCACAGCAACAGCAGCCAAAAUGCUUGUCAAUCAUGAACCCAAUGACUGCCCUCGACGGACAGCAACAGCCACAACAGUUAGUGAGUCAGCACCGAGCGCUGAUUUUCUGUCAAUUAAAAGCGAUGCUGGACAUCGUAGAGAAAGACCUACUUCGUGUUCAUCUGCCAACUGUGACAUAUUUACGAUUAGAUGGAAGUAUACCUGCUGCGCAAAGGCAUUCGGUGGUCGCUCGAUUCAACGCCGAUCCUUCUAUAGACGUUCUUUUAUUGACAACUCAGGUUGGCGGUCUUGGUUUGAACUUAACCGGCGCAGAUACAGUUAUAUUCGUUGAGCAUGAUUGGAAUCCGAUGAAGGAUUUACAAGCGAUGGACCGUGCGCACCGAAUCGGGCAGAAGAAAGUGGUAAACGUUUAUCGGCUGAUAACCAGAGCGACGGUUGAAGAAAAGAUUAUGGGACUGCAAAAGUUCAAGUUGUUGACGGCCAAUACUGUUAUCUCUACGGAGAAUGCUUCCCUGGAAACUAUGGGCACCGAUCAGCUCUUGGACCUCUUUUCUUUGGAAAAUAGCAAGGAUAGGAGAUCCGAUCGCUACGAAGACGGUAGCUCCAAGGUCAGUGGAGUCCCAGGAGUAAGUCGCGCGGUUCUUGAAAUUCUUCCCGAACUCUGGGAGCAGCAACAAUAUGACGACGAGUACGACCUCGACUCGUAUUUGUCCACCUUGAAAGCCGAUAAUCAGCAGUAGUUUUGGUUAGAGAGCGUUAUCAUAAAGUAGUAUCUACAGUCAAUUUAUUUCCCAGAAUGUAUUCUUUGUAAGUCUCAACCUUUGAAAAACAUGAAGUCAAUACUAUACGCGCGUUAUUAUUCCAGAAGUUUCCCUUGGGCUCUGUAUCCAAUUUAUAGAAACGAAUACUCGAGCGUAGGUUUAGUUUUCGUCCUAAGUCCGAUAAAGUAAAAAAAAAAAAAAAAAAAAUACGCGAAAUUCCGUUGUAACGUGGAAAGGUGCCACAACGAAUCUACACAGUCCAAUUAAAAAGGUAUGCCUUUAGCGUCGAAUGAAGACUCGAGCGAGUUGAUUAUACUUAGGAACGUAAGUUAAAGUAGAUCGUAAGGCUUUUCUUUAUUUAUAUUAACUUAUCAAACUGUCAAUACAAUUAUGAUUUGUACCAAA